Miscanthus lutarioriparius is the source of this 894-nucleotide messenger RNA. The record is from the annotation of a GenBank genome assembly. Lineage: Eukaryota; Viridiplantae; Streptophyta; Magnoliopsida; Poales; Poaceae.
AUGUGCAACCAAUGCGAAACCCUCCGCCUGUCUCACCACAGUGGCCAGUCGGCUAGCCGCAAACCCCACCCCGACGUCGCGUUGCCCCCACCCCAUUGCCAUGGCCUCCCUCGCCGCCUCUUCAGCAUCUUCUCCUCGACCAAGCCACGCACCCGACCACCCAAACCGGCGCCCGAGCCCGCGCAGGUUCCGAAAGCGCCUGCUGGCCAGGCUGGUGCGAAACCCGACGAGCGCCGCGAGUCCCGGAAUCUCACCAAAAUCCUGAAGGCCAUCUUCCGGGAGCGCGAUCCGGACAAGCUGGUGUCCCGGUUCAUCGUCCAAUCGACCGCGUCUGAACGCUUCCGCGACGAGCACCGCGUGUACGAGGCGGCCGUCGACCGCCUCGCCUCCUCCGGCCGCCACGACGCCAUUGCGGCCAUCAUCGACUCACAGAAGCCGUUCAUCGAGGCCUCCAACGUGGGCUUCGCCGCACGCCUCAUCCGCCUCUGCGGACGCGCCUCCAUGCCGUCCCACGCCGCCGCGAUCUUCCAUGACCUUCCACCGAAGCACAAGUCCGACAUGACCUUCAAAGCUCUCCUCGCCGCCUCCGUCUACGUCAGCGACUUCGACGCACUCGCCACCGCGUUCCAGCAGAUCCCGGCCUCACACCCCACCAUUGUACCCACUGUAUACUCUUACAAUAUACUCAUCAGUGCGCUGCGCCAGAAGCCGGACCUCUCGGCCGCCCUCGAUGUCAUCACGCUCAUGGAGAAGCGCGGUAUUACACCUGAUAUCGUCUCUUUUAACAUUCUGCUCAAUGGGUUUUACAACAAUGAUAGCUUUGAUGACGCCGAGAAAGUUUGGGAGAUGAUGAAGGAGAGGAAUGUUGAGCCGGCCGAACGCAAAGAGCUAUAA